AUGCACUCGUCCUGCCAUUCUGACUCAACCUGCAAUUCUCACCGCCAUCCCUCCCUGCCUUUCCAUCACACCUCCCUGCCUUUCCAUCACACCUCCCUGCCUUUCCAUCACACCUCCCUGCCUUUCCAUCACACCUCCCUGCCUUUCCAUCACACCUCCCUGCCUUUCCAUCACACCUCCCUGCCUUUCCAUCACACCUCCCUGCCUUUCCAUCACACCUCCCUGCCUUUCCAUCACACCUCCCUGCCUUUCCAUCACACCUCCCUGCCUUUCCAUCACACCUCCCUGCCUUUCCAUCACACCUCCCUGCCUUUCCAUCACACCUCCCUGCCUUUCCAUCACACCUCCCUGCCUUUCCAUCACACCUCCCUGCCUUUCCAUCACACCUCCCUGCCUUUCCAUCACACCUCCCUGCCUUUCCAUCACACCUCCCUGCCUUUCCAUCACACCUCCCUGCCUUUCCAUCACACCUCCCUGCCUUUCCAUCACACCUCCCUGCCUUUCCAUCACACCUCCCUGCCUUUCCAUCACACCUCCCUGCCUUUCCAUCACACCUCCCUGCCUUUCCAUCACACCUCCCUGCCUUUCCAUCACACCUCCCUGCCUUUCCAUCACACCUCCCUGCCUUUCCAUCACACCUCCCUGCCUUUCCAUCACACCUCCCUGCCUUUCCAUCACACCUCCCUGCCUUUCCAUCACACCUCCCUGCCUUUCCAUCACACCUCCCUGCCUUUCCAUCACACCUCCCUGCCUUUCCAUCACACCUCCCUGCCUUUCCAUCACACCUCCCUGCCUUUCCAUCACACCUCCCUGCCUUUCCAUCACACCUCCCUGCCUUUCCAUCACACCUCCCUGCCUUUCCAUCACACCUCCCUGCCUUUCCAUCACACCUCCCUGCCUUUCCAUCACACCUCCCUGCCUUUCCAUCACACCUCCCUGCCUUUCCAUCACACCUCCCUGCCUUUCCAUCACACCUCCCUGCCUUUCCAUCACACCUCCCUGCCUUUCCAUCACACCUCCCUGCCUUUCCAUCACACCUCCCUGCCUUUCCAUCACACCUCCCUGCCUUUCCAUCACACCUCCCUGCCUUUCCAUCACACCUCCCUGCCUUUCCAUCACACCUCCCUGCCUUUCCAUCACACCUCCCUGCCUUUCCAUCACACCUCCCUGCCUUUCCAUCACACCUCCCUGCCUUUCCAUCACACCUCCCUGCCUUUCCAUCACACCUCCCUGCCUUUCCAUCACACCUCCCUGCCUUUCCAUCACACCUCCCUGCCUUUCCAUCACACCUCCCUGCCUUUCCAUCACACCUCCCUGCCUUUCCAUCACACCUCCCUGCCUUUCCAUCACACCUCCCUGCCUUUCCAUCACACCUCCCUGCCUUUCCAUCACACCUCCCUGCCUUUCCAUCACACCUCCCUGCCUUUCCAUCACACCUCCCUGCCUUUCCAUCACACCUCCCUGCCUUUCCAUCACACCUCCCUGCCUUUCCAUCACACCUCCCUGCCUUUCCAUCACACCUCCCUGCCUUUCCAUCACACCUCCCUGCCUUUCCAUCACACCUCCCUGCCUUUCCAUCACACCUCCCUGCCUUUCCAUCACACCUCCCUGCCUUUCCAUCACACCUCCCUGCCUUUCCAUCACACCUCCCUGCCUUUCCAUCACACCUCCCUGCCUUUCCAUCACACCUCCCUGCCUUUCCAUCACACCUCCCUGCCUUUCCAUCACACCUCCCUGCCUUUCCAUCACACCUCCCUGCCUUUCCAUCACACCUCCCUGCCUUUCCAUCACACCUCCCUGCCUUUCCAUCACACCUCCCUGCCUUUCCAUCACACCUCCCUGCCUUUCCAUCACACCUCCCUGCCUUUCCAUCACACCUCCCUGCCUUUCCAUCACACCUCCCUGCCUUUCCAUCACACCUCCCUGCCUUUCCAUCACACCUCCCUGCCUUUCCAUCACACCUCCCUGCCUUUCCAUCACACCUCCCUGCCUUUCCAUCACACCUCCCUGCCUUUCCAUCACACCUCCCUGCCUUUCCAUCACACCUCCCUGCCUUUCCAUCACACCUCCCUGCCUUUCCAUCACACCUCCCUGCCUUUCCAUCACACCUCCCUGCCUUUCCAUCACACCUCCCUGCCUUUCCAUCACACCUCCCUGCCUUUCCAUCACACCUCCCUGCCUUUCCAUCACACCUCCCUGCCUUUCCAUCACACCUCCCUGCCUUUCCAUCACACCUCCCUGCCUUUCCAUCACACCUCCCUGCCUUUCCAUCACACCUCCCUGCCUUUCCAUCACACCUCCCUGCCUUUCCAUCACACCUCCCUGCCUUUCCAUCACACCUCCCUGCCUUUCCAUCACACCUCCCUGCCUUUCCAUCACACCUCCCUGCCUUUCCAUCACACCUCCCUGCCUUUCCAUCACACCUCCCUGCCUUUCCAUCACACCUCCCUGCCUUUCCAUCACACCUCCCUGCCUUUCCAUCACACCUCCCUGCCUUUCCAUCACACCUCCCUGCCUUUCCAUCACACCUCCCUGCCUUUCCAUCACACCUCCCUGCCUUUCCAUCACACCUCCCUGCCUUUCCAUCACACCUCCCUGCCUUUCCAUCACACCUCCCUGCCUUUCCAUCACACCUCCCUGCCUUUCCAUCACACCUCCCUGCCUUUCCAUCACACCUCCCUGCCUUUCCAUCACACCUCCCUGCCUUUCCAUCACACCUCCCUGCCUUUCCAUCACACCUCCCUGCCUUUCCAUCACACCUCCCUGCCUUUCCAUCACACCUCCCUGCCUUUCCAUCACACCUCCCUGCCUUUCCAUCACACCUCCCUGCCUUUCCAUCACACCUCCCUGCCUUUCCAUCACACCUCCCUGCCUUUCCAUCACACCUCCCUGCCUUUCCAUCACACCUCCCUGCCUUUCCAUCACACCUCCCUGCCUUUCCAUCACACCUCCCUGCCUUUCCAUCACACCUCCCUGCCUUUCCAUCACACCUCCCUGCCUUUCCAUCACACCUCCCUGCCUUUCCAUCACACCUCCCUGCCUUUCCAUCACACCUCCCUGCCUUUCCAUCACACCUCCCUGCCUUUCCAUCACACCUCCCUGCCUUUCCAUCACACCUCCCUGCCUUUCCAUCACACCUCCCUGCCUUUCCAUCACACCUCCCUGCCUUUCCAUCACACCUCCCUGCCUUUCCAUCACACCUCCCUGCCUUUCCAUCACACCUCCCUGCCUUUCCAUCACACCUCCCUGCCUUUCCAUCACACCUCCCUGCCUUUCCAUCACACCUCCCUGCCUUUCCAUCACACCUCCCUGCCUUUCCAUCACACCUCCCUGCCUUUCCAUCACACCUCCCUGCCUUUCCAUCACACCUCCCUGCCUUUCCAUCACACCUCCCUGCCUUUCCAUCACACCUCCCUGCCUUUCCAUCACACCUCCCUGCCUUUCCAUCACACCUCCCUGCCUUUCCAUCACACCUCCCUGCCUUUCCAUCACACCUCCCUGCCUUUCCAUCACACCUCCCUGCCUUUCCAUCACACCUCCCUGCCUUUCCAUCACACCUCCCUGCCUUUCCAUCACACCUCCCUGCCUUUCCAUCACACCUCCCUGCCUUUCCAUCACACCUCCCUGCCUUUCCAUCACACCUCCCUGCCUUUCCAUCACACCUCCCUGCCUUUCCAUCACACCUCCCUGCCUUUCCAUCACACCUCCCUGCCUUUCCAUCACACCUCCCUGCCUUUCCAUCACACCUCCCUGCCUUUCCAUCACACCUCCCUGCCUUUCCAUCACACCUCCCUGCCUUUCCAUCACACCUCCCUGCCUUUCCAUCACACCUCCCUGCCUUUCCAUCACACCUCCCUGCCUUUCCAUCACACCUCCCUGCCUUUCCAUCACACCUCCCUGCCUUUCCAUCACACCUCCCUGCCUUUCCAUCACACCUCCCUGCCUUUCCAUCACACCUCCCUGCCUUUCCAUCACACCUCCCUGCCUUUCCAUCACACCUCCCUGCCUUUCCAUCACACCUCCCUGCCUUUCCAUCACACCUCCCUGCCUUUCCAUCACACCUCCCUGCCUUUCCAUCACACCUCCCUGCCUUUCCAUCACACCUCCCUGCCUUUCCAUCACACCUCCCUGCCUUUCCAUCACACCUCCCUGCCUUUCCAUCACACCUCCCUGCCUUUCCAUCACACCUCCCUGCCUUUCCAUCACACCUCCCUGCCUUUCCAUCACACCUCCCUGCCUUUCCAUCACACCUCCCUGCCUUUCCAUCACACCUCCCUGCCUUUCCAUCACACCUCCCUGCCUUUCCAUCACACCUCCCUGCCUUUCCAUCACACCUCCCUGCCUUUCCAUCACACCUCCCUGCCUUUCCAUCACACCUCCCUGCCUUUCCAUCACACCUCCCUGCCUUUCCAUCACACCUCCCUGCCUUUCCAUCACACCUCCCUGCCUUUCCAUCACACCUCCCUGCCUUUCCAUCACACCUCCCUGCCUUUCCAUCACACCUCCCUGCCUUUCCAUCACACCUCCCUGCCUUUCCAUCACACCUCCCUGCCUCCCUGCCUUUCCAUCACACCUCCCAUCCUUUCCAUCACACCUCCCUGCCUUUCCAUCACACCUCCCUGCCUUUCCAUCACACCUCCCUGCCUUUCCAUCACACCUCCCUGCCUUUCCAUCACACCUCCCUGCCUUUCCAUCACACCUCCCUGCCUUUCCAUCACACCUCCCUGCCUUUCCAUCACACCUCCCUGCCUUUCCAUCACACCUCCCUGCCUUUCCAUCACACCUCCCUGCCUUUCCAUCACACCUCCCAUCCUUUCCAUCACACCUCCCUGCCUUUCCAUCACACCUCCCUGCCUUUCCAUCACACCUCCCUGCCUUUCCAUCACACCUCCCUGCCUUUCCAUCACACCUCCCUGCCUUUCCAUCACACCUCCCUGCCUUUCCAUCACACCUCCCUGCCUUUCCAUCACACCUCCCAUCCUUUCCAUCACACCUCCCUGCCUUUCCAUCACACCUCCCUGCCUUUCCAUCACACCUCCCUGCCUUUCCAUCACACCUCCCUGCCUUUCCAUCACACCUCCCUGCCUUUCCAUCACACCUCCCUGCCUUUCCAUCACACCUCCCUGCCUUUCCAUCACACCUCCCUGCCUUUCCAUCACACCUCCCUGCCUUUCCAUCACACCUCCCUGCCUUUCCAUCACACCUCCCUGCCUUUCCAUCACACCUCCCUGCCUUUCCAUCACACCUCCCUGCCUUUCCAUCACACCUCCCUGCCUUUCCAUCACACCUCCCUGCCUUUCCAUCACACCUCCCUGCCUUUCCAUCACACCUCCCUGCCUUUCCAUCACACCUCCCUGCCUUUCCAUCACACCUCCCUGCCUUUCCAUCACACCUCCCUGCCUUUCCAUCACACCUCCCUGCCUUUCCAUCACACCUCCCUGCCUUUCCAUCACACCUCCCUGCCUUUCCAUCACACCUCCCUGCCUUUCCAUCACACCUCCCUGCCUUUCCAUCACACCUCCCUGCCUUUCCAUCACACCUCCCUGCCUUUCCAUCACACCUCCCUGCCUUUCCAUCACACCUCCCUGCCUUUCCAUCACACCUCCCUGCCUUUCCAUCACACCUCCCUGCCUUUCCAUCACACCUCCCUGCCUUUCCAUCACACCUCCCUGCCUUUCCAUCACACCUCCCUGCCUUUCCAUCACACCUCCCUGCCUUUCCAUCACACCUCCCUGCCUUUCCAUCACACCUCCCUGCCUUUCCAUCACACCUCCCUGCCUUUCCAUCACACCUCCCUGCCUUUCCAUCACACCUCCCUGCCUUUCCAUCACACCUCCCUGCCUUUCCAUCACACCUCCCUGCCUUUCCAUCACACCUCCCUGCCUUUCCAUCACACCUCCCUGCCUUUCCAUCACACCUCCCUGCCUUUCCAUCACACCUCCCUGCCUUUCCAUCACACCUCCCUGCCUUUCCAUCACACCUCCCUGCCUUUCCAUCACACCUCCCUGCCUUUCCAUCACACCUCCCUGCCUUUCCAUCACACCUCCCUGCCUUUCCAUCACACCUCCCUGCCUUUCCAUCACACCUCCCUGCCUUUCCAUCACACCUCCCUGCCUUUCCAUCACACCUCCCUGCCUUUCCAUCACACCUCCCUGCCUUUCCAUCACACCUCCCUGCCUUUCCAUCACACCUCCCUGCCUUUCCAUCACACCUCCCUGCCUUUCCAUCACACCUCCCUGCCUUUCCAUCACACCUCCCUGCCUUUCCAUCACACCUCCCUGCCUUUCCAUCACACCUCCCUGCCUUUCCAUCACACCUCCCUGCCUUUCCAUCACACCUCCCUGCCUCCCUGCCUUUCCAUCACACCUCCCUGCCUUUCCAUCACACCUCCCUGCCUUUCCAUCACACCUCCCUGCCUUUCCAUCACACCUCCCUGCCUUUCCAUCACACCUCCCUGCCUUUCCAUCACACCUCCCUGCCUUUCCAUCACACCUCCCUGCCUUUCCAUCACACCUCCCUGCCUUUCCAUCACACCUCCCUGCCUUUCCAUCACACCUCCCUGCCUUUCCAUCACACCUCCCUGCCUUUCCAUCACACCUCCCUGCCUUUCCAUCACACCUCCCUGCCUUUCCAUCACACCUCCCUGCCUUUCCAUCACACCUCCCUGCCUUUCCAUCACACCUCCCUGCCUUUCCAUCACACCUCCCUGCCUUUCCAUCACACCUCCCUGCCUUUCCAUCACACCUCCCUGCCUUUCCAUCACACCUCCCUGCCUUUCCAUCACACCUCCCUGCCUUUCCAUCACACCUCCCUGCCUUUCCAUCACACCUCCCUGCCUUUCCAUCACACCUCCCUGCCUUUCCAUCACACCUCCCUGCCUUUCCAUCACACCUCCCUGCCUUUCCAUCACACCUCCCUGCCUUUCCAUCACACCUCCCUGCCUUUCCAUCACACCUCCCUGCCUUUCCAUCACACCUCCCUGCCUUUCCAUCACACCUCCCUGCCUUUCCAUCACACCUCCCUGCCUUUCCAUCACACCUCCCUGCCUUUCCAUCACACCUCCCUGCCUUUCCAUCACACCUCCCUGCCUUUCCAUCACACCUCCCUGCCUUUCCAUCACACCUCCCUGCCUUUCCAUCACACCUCCCUGCCUUUCCAUCACACCUCCCUGCCUUUCCAUCACACCUCCCUGCCUUUCCAUCACACCUCCCUGCCUUUCCAUCACACCUCCCUGCCUUUCCAUCACACCUCCCUGCCUUUCCAUCACACCUCCCUGCCUUUCCAUCACACCUCCCUGCCUUUCCAUCACACCUCCCUGCCUUUCCAUCACACCUCCCUGCCUUUCCAUCACACCUCCCUGCCUUUCCAUCACACCUCCCUGCCUUUCCAUCACACCUCCCUGCCUUUCCAUCACACCUCCCUGCCUUUCCAUCACACCUCCCUGCCUUUCCAUCACACCUCCCUGCCUUUCCAUCACACCUCCCUGCCUUUCCAUCACACCUCCCUGCCUUUCCAUCACACCUCCCUGCCUUUCCAUCACACCUCCCUGCCUUUCCAUCACACCUCCCUGCCUUUCCAUCACACCUCCCUGCCUUUCCAUCACACCUCCCUGCCUUUCCAUCACACCUCCCUGCCUUUCCAUCACACCUCCCUGCCUUUCCAUCACACCUCCCUGCCUUUCCAUCACACCUCCCUGCCUUUCCAUCACACCUCCCUGCCUUUCCAUCACACCUCCCUGCCUUUCCAUCACACCUCCCUGCCUUUCCAUCACACCUCCCUGCCUUUCCAUCACACCUCCCUGCCUUUCCAUCACACCUCCCUGCCUUUCCAUCACACCUCCCUGCCUUUCCAUCACACCUCCCUGCCUUUCCAUCACACCUCCCUGCCUUUCCAUCACACCUCCCUGCCUUUCCAUCACACCUCCCUGCCUUUCCAUCACACCUCCCUGCCUUUCCAUCACACCUCCCUGCCUUUCCAUCACACCUCCCUGCCUUUCCAUCACACCUCCCUGCCUUUCCAUCACACCUCCCUGCCUUUCCAUCACACCUCCCUGCCUUUCCAUCACACCUCCCUGCCUUUCCAUCACACCUCCCUGCCUUUCCAUCACACCUCCCUGCCUUUCCAUCACACCUCCCUGCCUUUCCAUCACACCUCCCUGCCUUUCCAUCACACCUCCCUGCCUUUCCAUCACACCUCCCUGCCUUUCCAUCACACCUCCCUGCCUUUCCAUCACACCUCCCUGCCUUUCCAUCACACCUCCCUGCCUUUCCAUCACACCUCCCUGCCUUUCCAUCACACCUCCCUGCCUUUCCAUCACACCUCCCUGCCUUUCCAUCACACCUCCCUGCCUUUCCAUCACACCUCCCUGCCUUUCCAUCACACCUCCCUGCCUUUCCAUCACACCUCCCUGCCUUUCCAUCACACCUCCCUGCCUUUCCAUCACACCUCCCUGCCUUUCCAUCACACCUCCCUGCCUUUCCAUCACACCUCCCUGCCUUUCCAUCACACCUCCCUGCCUUUCCAUCACACCUCCCUGCCUUUCCAUCACACCUCCCUGCCUUUCCAUCACACCUCCCUGCCUUUCCAUCACACCUCCCUGCCUUUCCAUCACACCUCCCUGCCUUUCCAUCACACCUCCCUGCCUUUCCAUCACACCUCCCUGCCUUUCCAUCACACCUCCCUGCCUUUCCAUCACACCUCCCUGCCUUUCCAUCACACCUCCCUGCCUUUCCAUCACACCUCCCUGCCUUUCCAUCACACCUCCCUGCCUUUCCAUCACACCUCCCUGCCUUUCCAUCACACCUCCCUGCCUUUCCAUCACACCUCCCUGCCUUUCCAUCACACCUCCCUGCCUUUCCAUCACACCUCCCUGCCUUUCCAUCACACCUCCCUGCCUUUCCAUCACACCUCCCUGCCUUUCCAUCACACCUCCCUGCCUUUCCAUCACACCUCCCUGCCUUUCCAUCACACCUCCCUGCCUUUCCAUCACACCUCCCUGCCUUUCCAUCACACCUCCCUGCCUUUCCAUCACACCUCCCUGCCUUUCCAUCACACCUCCCUGCCUUUCCAUCACACCUCCCUGCCUUUCCAUCACACCUCCCUGCCUUUCCAUCACACCUCCCUGCCUUUCCAUCACACCUCCCUGCCUUUCCAUCACACCUCCCUGCCUUUCCAUCACACCUCCCUGCCUUUCCAUCACACCUCCCUGCCUUUCCAUCACACCUCCCUGCCUUUCCAUCACACCUCCCUGCCUUUCCAUCACACCUCCCUGCCUUUCCAUCACACCUCCCUGCCUUUCCAUCACACCUCCCUGCCUUUCCAUCACACCUCCCUGCCUUUCCAUCACACCUCCCUGCCUUUCCAUCACACCUCCCUGCCUUUCCAUCACACCUCCCUGCCUUUCCAUCACACCUCCCUGCCUUUCCAUCACACCUCCCUGCCUUUCCAUCACACCUCCCUGCCUUUCCAUCACACCUCCCUGCCUUUCCAUCACACCUCCCUGCCUUUCCAUCACACCUCCCUGCCUUUCCAUCACACCUCCCUGCCUUUCCAUCACACCUCCCUGCCUUUCCAUCACACCUCCCUGCCUUUCCAUCACACCUCCCUGCCUUUCCAUCACACCUCCCUGCCUUUCCAUCACACCUCCCUGCCUUUCCAUCACACCUCCCUGCCUUUCCAUCACACCUCCCUGCCUUUCCAUCACACCUCCCUGCCUUUCCAUCACACCUCCCUGCCUUUCCAUCACACCUCCCUGCCUUUCCAUCACACCUCCCUGCCUUUCCAUCACACCUCCCUGCCUUUCCAUCACACCUCCCUGCCUUUCCAUCACACCUCCCUGCCUUUCCAUCACACCUCCCUGCCUUUCCAUCACACCUCCCUGCCUUUCCAUCACACCUCCCUGCCUUUCCAUCACACCUCCCUGCCUUUCCAUCACACCUCCCUGCCUUUCCAUCACACCUCCCUGCCUUUCCAUCACACCUCCCUGCCUUUCCAUCACACCUCCCUGCCUUUCCAUCACACCUCCCUGCCUUUCCAUCACACCUCCCUGCCUUUCCAUCACACCUCCCUGCCUUUCCAUCACACCUCCCUGCCUUUCCAUCACACCUCCCUGCCUUUCCAUCACACCUCCCUGCCUUUCCAUCACACCUCCCUGCCUUUCCAUCACACCUCCCUGCCUUUCCAUCACACCUCCCUGCCUUUCCAUCACACCUCCCUGCCUUUCCAUCACACCUCCCUGCCUUUCCAUCACACCUCCCUGCCUUUCCAUCACACCUCCCUGCCUUUCCAUCACACCUCCCUGCCUUUCCAUCACACCUCCCUGCCUUUCCAUCACACCUCCCUGCCUUUCCAUCACACCUCCCUGCCUUUCCAUCACACCUCCCUGCCUUUCCAUCACACCUCCCUGCCUUUCCAUCACACCUCCCUGCCUUUCCAUCACACCUCCCUGCCUUUCCAUCACACCUCCCUGCCUUUCCAUCACACCUCCCUGCCUUUCCAUCACACCUCCCUGCCUUUCCAUCACACCUCCCUGCCUUUCCAUCACACCUCCCUGCCUUUCCAUCACACCUCCCUGCCUUUCCAUCACACCUCCCUGCCUUUCCAUCACACCUCCCUGCCUUUCCAUCACACCUCCCUGCCUUUCCAUCACACCUCCCUGCCUUUCCAUCACACCUCCCUGCCUUUCCAUCACACCUCCCUGCCUUUCCAUCACACCUCCCUGCCUUUCCAUCACACCUCCCUGCCUUUCCAUCACACCUCCCUGCCUUUCCAUCACACCUCCCUGCCUUUCCAUCACACCUCCCUGCCUUUCCAUCACACCUCCCUGCCUUUCCAUCACACCUCCCUGCCUUUCCAUCACACCUCCCUGCCUUUCCAUCACACCUCCCUGCCUUUCCAUCACACCUCCCUGCCUUUCCAUCACACCUCCCUGCCUUUCCAUCACACCUCCCUGCCUUUCCAUCACACCUCCCUGCCUUUCCAUCACACCUCCCUGCCUUUCCAUCACACCUCCCUGCCUUUCCAUCACACCUCCCUGCCUUUCCAUCACACCUCCCUGCCUUUCCAUCACACCUCCCUGCCUUUCCAUCACACCUCCCUGCCUUUCCAUCACACCUCCCUGCCUUUCCAUCACACCUCCCUGCCUUUCCAUCACACCUCCCUGCCUUUCCAUCACACCUCCCUGCCUUUCCAUCACACCUCCCUGCCUUUCCAUCACACCUCCCUGCCUUUCCAUCACACCUCCCUGCCUUUCCAUCACACCUCCCUGCCUUUCCAUCACACCUCCCUGCCUUUCCAUCACACCUCCCUGCCUUUCCAUCACACCUCCCUGCCUUUCCAUCACACCUCCCUGCCUUUCCAUCACACCUCCCUGCCUUUCCAUCACACCUCCCUGCCUUUCCAUCACACCUCCCUGCCUUUCCAUCACACCUCCCUGCCUUUCCAUCACACCUCCCUGCCUUUCCAUCACACCUCCCUGCCUUUCCAUCACACCUCCCUGCCUUUCCAUCACACCUCCCUGCCUUUCCAUCACACCUCCCUGCCUUUCCAUCACACCUCCCUGCCUUUCCAUCACACCUCCCUGCCUUUCCAUCACACCUCCCUGCCUUUCCAUCACACCUCCCUGCCUUUCCAUCACACCUCCCUGCCUUGCCUCCCAUGGGUAUAGGGCCCCAUUAUUUACCGCUGUGA
Messenger RNA from Closterium sp. Yama58-4, 11688 nucleotides. NCBI's taxonomy places the organism in Eukaryota, Viridiplantae, Streptophyta, Zygnematophyceae, Desmidiales, Closteriaceae. The record is from the annotation of a GenBank genome assembly.